GCUUAGAACCUGAAGCCUCGAGAACACAGACCUACGUGCCCUUCAGUCUCCUGCGGACGGGUGUCCACGUGCGCGCCAGGCGAAGUAACUUCCACUCUCCCAACAGGAGCUGUUUCCACAAGCACUUUUUCAGAGUACUAAGUAACUGCCAGAAGGGAAGUCCGGGCAUUUCACAAACCUACAAGCCGCGCUUUUCGCAUGCGGUGGAGCUGUAAGCGGCAGACUAUGGGGCUGGUGGCUUGCAGGAGACAAGAAGUGGCCCCUGUGGAUCAGGACCACGGAACCCGAACUGCAGCCUCCUGGGGACUCAGAGCUCGGCCGACCAUCAGCCCGAACCACAGGCACAGGAAAAAUCUCAAGAACCCGAGACUCUGGUUUCCUCUGACCCACACGCCAAGGCUGCUUCCCUAAACUGCAGGUCAAGUCUGCGCGUGGAGCAGAGCGCGCAGCUGACUUUUGCAGCGCGGGCAGCGCCAGCAGGAUGUCGCAGCGCAUCGCCGAGGAGCCGACCGCGGUGCUCACCGACCAGGGCUUCUACCUGCCCCGCACCGGGCAGCCUCAGCCCGGCACCCCGAGGCAGGAGAGCCUGAAGAAGCGGCUGCGGGCGGAGGUCAACGUGUUCGGGGCUAUCCAGAUCCUGUGCGGCGUGAUGGUGCUGAGCCUGGGGAUCAUUUUGGCGGUGGCUCCGGCUUCCCCGCGUUUUACCACUGAGUUUUCAAUACUGAUAAAAUCUGCUUACCCAUUUGUAGGAGCCCUGUGUUUUAUCAUCACUGGAUGCCUCUCCAUCAUCACAGAAAAGAAAUCAGUUAAGCCUUUGGUCCAGGGCAGCCUGGCCUGCGGCGUCCUGAGCACAGCCCUGGCUCUGCUGGGCAUCGCGCUGCUGUCCUACACACUGGCUGCUCUGGAGUCUGCCUUCCGGCAGUGUGAGCUGAGCAGGAAGCUGAGCCCAACCACGCAGUCCUACUUUUACUACCAUCCAGAGGACCGCGACAUUCACUGCUUCACCGCCAAAGCCAGCCUGAUGGGCACCGUGACUGUGAUGCUGAUGUGCACGGCGCUGGAGCUCUGCCUGGCUGUGCUCACCACCGUGCUGUGGUGCAAACAAGCUCAGGCGGACUUCCCUGGGAGUGUGCUGUUCCAGCCCCAGAGUCACAAGAACAAUCCCGCCAUAUUCUCAAAGGCCCAAGAAGAGCCUGGGUAUGAAGAGCUGAUCAGUUCUUAAUAAAAGGAAUAUAAACUAC
Molecule: messenger RNA, 1241 nt
Organism: Octodon degus (degu)
Lineage: Eukaryota; Metazoa; Chordata; Mammalia; Rodentia; Octodontidae
Product: membrane-spanning 4-domains subfamily A member 6D-like
Exons: 7
Coding region: 482-1222 (246 amino acids)
Biological process (GO): cell surface receptor signaling pathway
Cellular component (GO): plasma membrane; trans-Golgi network
Source: RefSeq, a predicted model, not a curated record